GGCUCGGCAGCGUGUGUAUGGGUGAUUGAGUGGGCAGUGGGACAGUGGACGUGUCGCCAUGGGGCUGGGCGCAGUGUGGGGUCGGGUGAAGAAUGUGUGCCAACAGAACGGACUCCUCAUCCUCUCCGUGCUGGCGGUGGUCAUCGGGUGCCUGCUGGGCUUCUUCCUGCGCUCCAAGCACCUCUCCAUACAGGAGGUGAAGUAUUUCCAGUUUCCGGGGGAGCUUCUGAUGAGGAUGCUGAAAAUGCUCAUUCUGCCUCUGGUCGUGUCAAGUCUGAUGUCCGGGCUGGCCGCCCUCGAUGCCAAGUGCUCCAGUCGACUGGGCAUCAUGACAAUCUCCUACUACCUGUGGACCACCUUUGUGGCGGUAGUGGUGGGCAUCGUCAUGGUGUCCAUCAUCCACCCCGGAGGCGCUGCCCAGAAGGAGGGCUCCGAGGACAGUGGCAAGCCCAUCGUGAGCUCAGCCGACGCCCUGCUUGACCUCAUCCGCAACAUGUUCCCAGCCAACCUGGUCCAAGCCACUUUCCAGCAGUAUCGCACUCAGAGCAUCCCUAUCAUGGCCCCCCGGCCUACAGUCACCCAGGACCUCACAGAGACCACCACCAGACGCCUCUUCAUCUACGGCAUUCAGGACGACAACAGUACCGACAUCCAGAACUUCUCCCUGGACCUCACCCCCCCGCCCGACGUCACUUUCCGAACCAAACCGGGCACCAGUGAGGGCAUGAACGUCCUGGGAAUCGUCAUUUUCUCUGCUACCAUGGGUAUCAUGCUUGGCCGGAUGGGACCCAAUGGCAGUGCCCUGGUCAACUUCUGUCAGAGUCUGAAUGAGGCUGUGCUGAAAAUUGUGGCCAUUGUCAUCUGGUAUUUCCCAUUUGGAAUCGUGUUCCUGGUUGCUGGCAAGAUCCUGGAGAUGGACGACCCUUCAGCCAUGGGGAAGAAGCUGGGCUUCUACGCCAUCACCGUGGUGAUGGGCCUGGUGCUGCACGGCCUCUUCAUCCUGCCCGCCAUGUACUUCUUCAUCACCAAAAAGAGCCCUAUAGUCUACAUCCGAGGCAUCCUGCAGGCCCUGCUCAUAUCUCUCGCCACCUCCUCCAGCUCUGCCACGCUGCCUAUCACCUUCAAGUGCCUCCUGGAGAACAACCACAUCGACCGGCGCAUCAUCCGCUUCGUGCUGCCCGUGGGCGCCACCAUCAACAUGGAUGGCACCGCGCUCUACGAGGCAGUGGCCGCCAUUUUCAUCGCCCAGGUCAACAACUACGAGCUGGACUUUGGCCAGAUCAUCACCAUUAGCAUCACUGCUACUGCCGCCAGUAUCGGAGCUGCUGGGAUUCCACAAGCUGGCCUUGUAACCAUGGUGAUUGUGCUGACAUCAGUUGGUCUGCCCACAGACGACAUCACUCUCAUCAUCGCUGUGGACUGGGCGUUAGACCGCUUCAGGACUAUGGUGAACGUGAUGGGGGACGCCCUGGCCACUGGCAUCAUGGCGCACAUCUGCAGAAAAGACUUCGUGAAGGAGGGGGAAGAGAUCCCUCUCAUCUGUGAAACCAAGCCCAUGAUCAGCAUCCAGCAGAUGAUGGCGUACCAGAAGAACGGCGGCUUCCAGCCCUCACCCAUGGGCCUCAUGAGGCAGUCGGAGCCAAACUUCCAGGACGUGGCGCGGAUCCGGCAGCUGGAGGAGGGCGUCCGGCCCAUCGAGAAGAAGAGGUCCUCACACCUUCACAGGCGGCCUGAGCCCAAGGACAAAGACCACUGCGCCAUAGACAUGAACGGGUUGGAGACCAACGUAUAGGCUCCCUCGCAGACCCACACAGACGUAAAACUAUACACCUUCCCUCAAGGUGGGGAGGAGAGACUAUGCCUGGAAUACACCUGACCUCCAAGGAAAAAUACUUUUUAGGUGUGGGGUUCAGCAAGACAAGCAGUCUUCUUUUUCAUUUAUGUUUGAGUUUGGGCUUUUUUUUCUUCAUUUUGACCUAUAUUGAUUACAACACCAGUGCAGUGUGCGGUCCAGUCUGUCUACGCACUGG
Clupea harengus (Atlantic herring) is the source of this 2030-nucleotide messenger RNA. It is a transcript of the gene slc1a7a, whose product is annotated as solute carrier family 1 member 7a. Gene Ontology annotation, cellular component: plasma membrane. NCBI's taxonomy places the organism in Eukaryota, Metazoa, Chordata, Actinopteri, Clupeiformes, Clupeidae. Gene Ontology annotation, biological process: L-glutamate transmembrane transport. Gene Ontology annotation, molecular function: L-glutamate transmembrane transporter activity; glutamate:sodium symporter activity; neutral L-amino acid transmembrane transporter activity. The record is from RefSeq and is a predicted model, not a curated record.